Molecule: messenger RNA, 1208 nt
Organism: Cricetulus griseus (Chinese hamster)
Lineage: Eukaryota; Metazoa; Chordata; Mammalia; Rodentia; Cricetidae
Source: RefSeq, a predicted model, not a curated record
CAUGGUUGCCAGGCACCGGAAGUAGCCGGUUAUUUUCCUGGAUUCCGUUCUUCCGCGGGGCGGAAAAGGCAUGUCGGCUUGUGUCCCGACCGUCUCCAGUCCUCUUCCUUUGCAGGACCCCAUGAGCAAGCUGUGGCGGCGCGGGAGCACCUCUGGGGCUAUGGAAGCCCCCGAGCCAGGCUCUCCUUCUUCAGGGGAAGCGCUGGAGUUGAGCCUGACAGGUGCUCACAGCCACGGAGUUCACAAGAAAAAACACAAGAAGCACAAAAAGAAACACAAGAAGAAGCAUCAUCAGGAAGAGGAGGCCGGACAGACACAGGCUCCUGCCAAGCCCCAGCUUAAACUGAAAAUCAAGCUGGGUGGACAGGUCCUGGGCACCAAGAGUGUUCCUACCUUCACUGUGAUCCCUGAGGGGCCGAGAUCACCUUCUCCCCUGAUGGUUGUGGACAAUGAAGAGGAACCUAUGGAAGGGGUGCCUCUGGAGCAGUACCGAGCCUGGCUGGAUGAAGACAGUAAUCUGUCUCCCUCCCCACUUCGGGACCUGCCAGGGGAUCUGGAGGGCCAGGAGGAAGAGGAGGAACAGAGGUGGCUAGAUGCCCUGGAGAAGGGAGAGCUGGAUGACAAUGGAGAUCUCAAGAAGGAGAUCGAUGAGCGGCUGCUUACUGCGAGACAGCGAGCCCUGCUCCAGAAGGCGCGGAGUCAGCCGUCCCCCAUCCUGCCUCUGCCAGUGGCUGGCGGCUGCCCGGCCCCUGCCCUCACGGAAGAGAUGCUGCUGAAACGCGAGGAACGGGCGCGGAAGAGGCGGCUGCAGGCGGCAAGGCGGGCCGAGGAGCACAAGAACCAGACAAUUGAGGCCGCGCUGCUCUGUCCCCGGCUGCCCCCACCCACGUCGUUACGCCUGUUCCCGCACCGGCCAGGCUCUCUGUAGCCUGCAGUGCUACCGCAUCAACCUGCAGCUGUGGCUGGGUGGACCUGAGGGCCCAGGGUCCCCCCUUCUGGCCACUUAGGGCCUCGCCCACGCCACCUUCCUUCUGUCUCCCUCACCCUAUUAAAUUUCGUGUGGUGUCUCGGCUUGUACGGAAUUGCUCGAGUGGGAAGUCGACCGACUGAGAACCCCGCCUGUUUCACCCAGCCAAUCGGCGGUAGUUUUGUGACCCUGGACGGCCGUUCAUUGGCCGACAAGUCAAAGCUUGCUCUGUUGUCCGUAC